GUUAUUCUGAUUAUACGACAUGGCGUUUGAGACUAAGCCUCCCAGGGCUUACUGCGAAUAUUAUGAAAAUGAAGCAGUGUUGCUCCGAGUUGUGAUGGAGUUUCAGUCUCUUGCGUCCGGGAGAGAAGAAGAGUCAUAAAGAACUUAGGCACCUGAAAUGGCAUGUAGACGUGCUGUCUCCACCACGGCUACCCUUGCCACGAGACGUUUCCAUCCUUCAUUGAGUCACGUCCUUCAUGAUAACAAUGAGGAUACUAAAUCACAUUCACCGAGUUCAAGCACUCAACCCAACAUAAAGAGUAUUUUGCCAAGUGGAUCUUACAACUCGACAGUUGGAUUUAGCUUUGGUUCUCAAAGUAGAGGGAGGACAUGCUCAUCAUUGGCUUGGAAAAUGGGCCUUGGAUCCUUUCAUUAUAGGCAUAUGUCAACCACAAUUGGUGAUGGGUCUGAUAAGAUGGAUGACAUUGGAUAUGUUGCAGAGGUUAUUACAGAUAAGACUGUGGAAGUAGUUACCUCCCAAGGACCGGCUGUGAGUGAAGUGGCUGUUGCUGCAGCAGAUUCUUUCUUGCCUGUUGCUGGCCUACAAUACUUGAUCGAUUUCGUUCAUUCUCUUACCGGAUUGAAUUGGUGGGCAUCAAUAGCUUUAACAACUAUUUUGAUUCGAGUGGCUACAAUUCCUCUUCUUAUUGAUCAACUCAGGGCUACUACAAAGCUCAAUUUGAUGAGGCCUCGUUUAGAGCAGUUGAAACAAGAGAUGCAAAAUAUGGAAGCAGAUCCUGAGGUUUUAAGAGAAGGUCAGAAACGGAUGAUGGCAUUGUUCCAUGAAUACGGAGUCACUCCAUUUUCUCAAUUGAAAGGAUUAUUCAUUCAAGGUCCUAUUUUCAUCAGCUUCUUUCUUGCUAUUAGAAACAUGGCUGAGAAAGUUCCGUCUUUUCAAAAUGGUGGAGCUCUCUGGUUUACUGAUCUCACUACUCCAGAUAGCAUGCUGAUCCUUCCAAUUCUGACAGCAAUGACAUUCUGGAUCACAGUUGAGUGCAACAUGCAGGAAGGUCUGGAAGGAAAUCCUGUUGCCCAAACUAUGAAAACCUAUUCUAGAAUCCUAGCUGUCAUUGCAGUUCCAGUUAUGAUGAGCUUCCCCAAGGCACUGUUCUGUUAUUGGCUCACCUCCAACAUCUUCUCUCUUACAUAUGGAUUAGCAAUUAGGCGUCCAGAGGUGAAGAGUUUACUUAAUCUUCCUGAAAUUCCUGAGCCACCUCCUACUGCAUCACAGCCUCCAUUUUCUUUGUUUGAAGCAGUUAAAAAAGACACUACUAUUGAAUCCGAACCUUCAUUACGCACAGAGACAUCGAAGGUUUCUGACAGAAGCAUAUCGUCGUCUUCAAUUCUCAAGCAGAGACUCAAAAGUCUAGAGAAGCAUGUCAAGGGGAAAAAGAAACAAAAUUAGUCAAAGAUCUACCUGAACCCAUUCCAUAUUUCCAUGGUGCACGGACCCCGCUUUCUGAAGCAAAGGACUUUGGCACAAUAAUAAUGUGCUAAUCAGUUGGUUAUAAUUUAGGACUAGACGGCGAAUAAGUCAGUUAACAGUGGAUUCCCUUUUGAUAGAACAACUUCGUAGUUAGUACAUUAUGAUCUGUUUCUAUCUGUAUUGACAUUAAACUUGGUUUUCUGUACCUCUUUUCAAAUACAAAGGUGCAUAAACCUCGGAGAAAAAUUCUCUGUUUUUGGUUUAGGAAA
Molecule: messenger RNA, 1734 nt
Organism: Rosa rugosa (rugosa rose)
Lineage: Eukaryota; Viridiplantae; Streptophyta; Magnoliopsida; Rosales; Rosaceae
Product: mitochondrial inner membrane protein OXA1-like
Exons: 10
Coding region: 158-1444 (428 amino acids)
Biological process (GO): mitochondrial respiratory chain complex IV assembly; protein insertion into mitochondrial inner membrane from matrix
Cellular component (GO): mitochondrial inner membrane
Molecular function (GO): membrane insertase activity
Source: RefSeq, a predicted model, not a curated record